Messenger RNA from Cydia pomonella (codling moth), 1310 nucleotides. RefSeq lists its product as uncharacterized. The coding region runs from base 306 to 959 and encodes 217 amino acids. NCBI's taxonomy places the organism in Eukaryota, Metazoa, Arthropoda, Insecta, Lepidoptera, Tortricidae. The transcript has 4 exons. The record is from RefSeq and is a predicted model, not a curated record.
GUUUUUGUUGUCAUAAUCGAUAUUGUUGAUAUGACAUAAAGGUCAGUUUUGUUUACAUUUUCGGUAAUGCAAACCAGCAUCCUUUAAAAAGGUAAAUAAGUACCUAGUCACAACCAAUAUAUAAACAAAGUAAAACGAAAUCAACAGUCAGUGUGAAGCAUUAACCAGCAGGUCAACUAAAAAGUUUUAGACGCGUCUUUAACACAGUAUUGGACGUCUUUAAUUUUUGUUUUGUCUUAGUUCCCCAGUUCCCGGUGUACAGUCUGCACCUCUGUUAAAAUCCGUUCAAUUUUAGUUUUGCAAAAAUGAUUUGGUAUAUUUUCCUGUCGGUAACCACGGCAUCAGCAAACCUGGACUUUCGCAACGUCAGCAUGGAAAACUGGACAACAUGCGAACAGUUCAUGUACAACUAUACACACGACGUGAACAAGAUAGUGGACAUCGAGUGGAAGAUAUUUUACUCCUGGGACGGCAUGUUUCAUGAGAGCUAUAAUGUUUGGUUCACGAGGCCCACGAAAGUGCUAAUAGAUCGCUACCGCGUCCAACUCGAGAAGCAGCUGAAAGACGUCAACUUUAACGACUCCGAGCUGUUCAUGGAGAGCCGCAUAGACUUCACGGCACUCUUCAUCAAAACUAAUGUGUCCGGCGUGUACCGUAUUGUGCCGCAUACGGCUUUUCAUGUGCCCUACAUACCUAAAGCACCCAUUGCUCUGAAAGUGGUGGAGCCUGGGUACCUGGGCAUCAUGAAUUGCGGGCUUCGCUACUGCUACGCCUUGGCCCCGGUCCACAAAAUGCCGCACGAUAACUAUCUAGCAGAAGCAGCCGCUCGAUUGCAGUUCUGGAAUAGUUUGGGUCGCUCGUACCUGACGAGGCCUACGCCGAGGCCCGAAGCAACAACGGCUGCAUACGACCCUGAUGAUGACGAUAUCGAGUUUGAGAAGCACUUUAAUACGUUUUAGAGAGUUUCCGAUAGCCCGGUGCGUCGUAAUCGGUUACGGUUAUUUUUGACAAAAAAUUAUUAAUUUACAAUCAGUAAUUUAUGUACGAAAAUAAAGGUACAGUAUUAGGGAGUCUUAGUUUUUCAAUAAAACGCUCAAAAUAUAGUGAAAAUGAAAAUAUGACCUUGGACAUUCAAACUUCAUACAAUCAAAAUAUUUCAUAAAUAAGGGAAUUAAAUUUGGUAUAUUUUCGAAAAUUCGAGUUUUAAAUAACCGGUUAUGAAAUUUUAUCGGUUAAUUUAUAGGUUAAUCGGUUAUAAUUAUUUCGGUUAAGGUUUGAUACUAUCUGCUACAAUCUAAUUAUUCUACAUA